UCACGCUCCAAUAUCAUACGCUAAGAGCUCAGCUUCAUUGAGUGAGGUUUGUGGGGCAUAUCUGAUAUCGCGUGCCUCUCACUAUGAGUCACUAUCGAGGCUACCCUUCGGACGAUGAGUCGGACCUCGACAUUCACGUCACUCGUCACCGGGGCCGUUCGCCAGCGCCGCCACCGGCACGGGCGCCCAUCGCGAGCUAUGUCGCGCCUCGUCCUCGCUACUAUGAAGCUCCCGAUCGUUUUUUGGUCCCUGAAACGCAUGAUCGUGCCUUAGUCAUGACCCGGUCGUCGUCUCGGUCCCGGGACCGCCGCCAUCGCCGUCACUCAAGCUCGUCCAGUGCCCGCAGCACGGCGCCGGCGACCCAGUCUGGUCCUCCCAUUAUCAUAAACAACCACAUCAACAACCACUCGGACUCAGACUCGGAAUCCGACUCAGACUACCGCCACGGCCGCCUACAGGUCGCGAAGAGCCACCGGUCGCACUCGCGCGGAGGGUCUUCCACGUCCUCAUACCAGUAUGAGCGUCAUGACCGCCAUGACUACCAUCGUGAUCAUCGUGACUACCGUGACCGUUAUGUGCGGGAGAAGGAACUGGAAAGGGAACUGGAAAGGGAGCGGGAAAAAGAGCGCUCCAAGGCCCGUGAUCGCUCUGACCGGGAGAAGGAGUUGGAAAAGUUGAAGGAGAAGGAGCGCGCUAAGGCCCUGCAAGAGUAUGAGUUUCAGCGCGCACAGAAUGAGCUGAAGGAAAUGAAGCUCAUGAAGCAGAUUGAGAAAGAAGACAAGAUUCGUAACAAGACGUACGAAGAGGAGCGCGAACUGCGUGAGGCCAAGAAGGAACUAGAUGAGAUCCGACGGAAGCGCGAACGCGAGGACCAGGAGCGGCGUAUCAAGCAGAAGCUCGAGCUGGAGCGCCUGCGCAAAGAAGAAGAAGAGGCUGCCGAGAAAAUGCGUCGCGACAAGGAGGCCAAGGCGGCCGUCGAAAAGUACAAGAGGGAGCAGGCGGAGCGGGAGCUGCGCGAGAAGACGGAGCGCGAGCAGAAGGAACGCGAGUACAAGCAGAAGAUGCACGAGCAGCUGCUCAAGUCGGGCUUGGGCGAGAAGGAGAUCGCCGCCAUCCUGGCCGGAAAGAAGAUUGAGAAGGAAAAAGAAAAGGAAAAGGAAAAGGAGAAGGAGAACAGGAAACCAGAGGGUCCCCUGAUCGUUGAGGAUAACCGUCCAACGUACACACGCAUGGCACGGAGACAUCUGUCCAUUGAGACGCUGCGGGUUUACAAUAUUGAUUACCAACUUGAUGUUGACCCCGAAUUCGUCAUUAUCAAGCGGUGGGUGACGGAGGGCGAGCAGGACAUGCUCUGGCGGCACACCAAAAUCCUUCGCGAACAGCGGUCGGGCAAGCUCGUUAUGACCAUCGAGGACAAAAAGAAGCACCACCACCUCGGGGAUGAUAAUUUCGAGUGGGUGCGCAAGAAGGAGCGCAGGAGGAGCAAGUCGCCAUCUUUGCUGAUGUAUCUGGCCGGGGCGAAGCCAGCGUAAAAGUGGACAGCAGUGGCAGCACAGUGAUUUCAUGGUUGGUUGGCGGGAUGAUGAUAUAUCUUAAUAUAUAUACUAAGGCGUUUGUAUGUAACGGAUUUUGAGAUUUU
Molecule: messenger RNA, 1639 nt
Organism: Pseudomassariella vexata
Lineage: Eukaryota; Fungi; Ascomycota; Sordariomycetes; Amphisphaeriales; Pseudomassariaceae
Exons: 4
Coding region: 84-1532 (482 amino acids)
Source: RefSeq, a predicted model, not a curated record